GCUGCCUGACCUAGUGCAGCAGCAGCAGUAGUGGUCGUGGUCGCCGUAGUGUACAACCGUGUCUCUGUGCGGACACACGCACACGAACUUGUCUCCGACCUCACAAACAACAUGUCCUCCAAGGAGCAUGACGACCGAAAGAUCUGGAAGGAGGAGGAGUUCGCGGAGAUGGCGAUGGGGGGCUGUGGCCGCUGGCAGGUGACCAUCCUCCUGCUCCUGUCGGUCAUCAAGCUGCCAGUGGCCUGGACUCAACUGGGCAUCGCGUUUCUGGCAGCCCCCGUCACCUUCCACUGUUCCGGCAGCAACCUGACCUGCACGACGGAGGCCGGAGAUCCCUGCAACUCCUGGAGGUACGACCGUAGUGUCUUCCCAGAGACCAUCAUCUCAGAGUGGGACCUGGUGUGCUCCAGGAGUCAGCUGGUGAACAUCACUCAGAUGGUGCUCAUGAUCGGUCUUCUGAUUGGCAACUUCGUCUUCAGCAUCGCAGCGGACAUGUUUGGACGCAAGCUGCCUCUGGUGGUGAGCGGAGUUCUCCAGAUGCUGACCGGAUGCUGCGCCAGCUUCGCUCCCUGGUUCAGCGCUUUCCUGGUUCUCCGUUUCCUCCAAGCCGUGGCGACUGGAGGUGCAAUGACGAUCGGCUUUGUCAUGUGUAUGGAAAUUCUAAGCGGCAAAUGGAGAACUACUGUGACGACUCUGUCUCACAUUCCCUUCAACAUCGGCCACGAGAUCAUGGUACCCAUCGCUUACUUCACCAGACACUGGCGACUGUUCCAGCUCGCUACCAGCCUGCCCUCAGCCCUCAUCAUCACCUAUCUCUGGUUGGUGCCGGAGAGUCCGCGCUGGCUUCUGGCAGUGGGUCGGCACAAGGAAGCUGUGGAGGUUCUCAGGCAGGCGGCAGCGAGCAACAACAUCCAGAUACCAGAAGAUGUUUGUUUUUUAAAAUCGGAGAAAGAGUUGAUGGACAUGGGAGAGAAGAAGCCCACCAUCCUAGACUUGCUGCGGACUCCCAACAUGCGGAAGAAGACACUCGCCAUGUGCUUCAACUGGAUGGCUCGUGGCCUAUGUUUCCUUGACUCUGUUGACAUUCAGUUGUGUUUUGUCAGAUGGACAUGGGAGAAGAAGCCCACCAUCCUAGACUUGCUGCGGACUCCCAACAUGCGGAAGAAGACACUCGCCAUGUGCUUCAACUGGAUGGCUUGUGGCCUAUGUUUCCUCGGCCUAGCCCAUUAUGUCAGUACUGUCAAUGGCAACAUAUUCAUCAACGUGGCCAUUGGAGGAAUGUUCGUGAUUCCUGGGAUGAUAAUCACUCUCUUCACACUGGACAGAGUUGGUCGUCGAGCCACCCUGGUAGGCGGAAAUCUGCUAGCCUCUGUUUCUUGCUUUCUCAUCAUAGUUUUCCAUGAAGCUCCAGGAAAGUCCGACUUACCUCGAGUUGUACUGGUCAGUCUGGGGAUUCUGGGAAUGGGGAUAUCGUUCCCCACAGCGUACCUCUACUCCGGGGAACUGUUCCCCACCGUGGUCCGCAACUCCGGGAUCGGCUCUUGUUCCAUGUGCGCGAGGAUCGGGUCCAUGGUCGCUCCCUUCGCUGCAUCAUUGGGAACUUACAACUCUGCCCUAUCGCCCUUGACGUUCGGCACGGUACCUCUGGUGGCCGCCAUCUUGACGGCUCUUCUGCUGCCGGAGACCAAGGGUUGCCAACUGCCCCAGACCCUCGAGGAAGGAGAACUUUUUGGCAGUAAAUCUACGGAUAACGUACAUAAAGAGAAUGUUGGCGGAUUCAGGAACGACGCCUUUCAAAGUGACAUCCAGACCUGAACAAAAUAA
Molecule: messenger RNA, 1824 nt
Organism: Homalodisca vitripennis (glassy-winged sharpshooter)
Lineage: Eukaryota; Metazoa; Arthropoda; Insecta; Hemiptera; Cicadellidae
Product: organic cation transporter protein-like
Biological process (GO): transmembrane transport
Cellular component (GO): membrane
Molecular function (GO): transmembrane transporter activity
Source: RefSeq, a predicted model, not a curated record